AUGGACGGAUUAUUAGUGCAUAGUCAGGAUGAAGGGCAAGAAAACAAACCAAAAGAUGAUGAUGAUGAUUCAUAUGGCACAGGAGGAGGCAGCUGGGAGACUGACCCCAGCAUAUGUACACCUCAUAAGGGGAGUUGGGAUGGGAGAAUGGUUUUCGGUCUUAGGCCCAAGGAAGGGCAAGCUAGCAGGAUUGUUCAGGAAAGAGUUACAAAGUUUGAGAGGCAAAAGCAAGGACUCUUGCAUGGAUAUAAAGGAGCAAGGUCUAUUGAAGAUUUUGACCUGGGAAAAAAGCAUUGUUCUUGA
Molecule: messenger RNA, 303 nt
Organism: Dovyalis caffra
Lineage: Eukaryota; Viridiplantae; Streptophyta; Magnoliopsida; Malpighiales; Salicaceae
Source: the annotation of a GenBank genome assembly